UAUGGCUAUCAAACAUCAAGAAUUACCUUUCCUCCUCUCCUUCCUUGUGCUCACCCUAUUUGUCCACCGAUCUCUCGCCGCUGGUGGCAUCGCAAUCUAUUGGGGUCAGAAUGGAAAUGAAGGCACCUUAAACGAAACCUGUGCAUCAGGUAAUUAUGCUUAUGUGAACAUAGCUUUCCUCUACAAGUUCGGCGGCGGCCAGACCCCGGAGAUCAAUCUAGCAGGCCAUUGCGAUCCAGAUUCAGGUGGUUGCACAAUUUUCAGUAGUGAAAUCACCUAUUGCCAAAGUCUAGGACUUAAAGUGAUGCUCUCCCUUGGUGGUGGUUCUGGGAAUUAUACUCUAACUUCCAACCAAGAUGCACAGGACGUUGCUGACUACCUGUGGAACAACUUCCUUGGUGGUAAUGUAUCAUCAUCGACUAGACCACUCGGCGACGCCGUGCUCGAUGGAAUAGACUUCGACAUCGAGAUGGGAUCGACGGAAUACUGGGAUAAACUAGCUGAGUACCUCUCGAAUUAUAGUAAUGAAGGGAAUAAGGUUUACUUGACUGCAGCUCCACAAUGCCCUUACCCUGAUAAGUAUCUUGGAACUGCUCUAAAUACUAGUCUUUUUGACUAUGUUUGGGUUCAGUUCUAUAACAAUAAUCCUUGUGAAUACACCUCUGGUAAUGUUACAAAUCUUUUGAAUUCAUGGAACACAUGGGCGACGGUGGUUCCGGCUGGGAAGAUCUUCUUAGGGUUACCUGCCUCUUCUGAUGCAGCCGGUAGUGGAUUCAUCCCUGCAGAUGUUCUAACCUCCCAAGUCCUCCCAGUAACAAAGACUUAUUCCAAGUAUGGUGGGGUAAUGCUCUGGUCUAGAUAUUAUGAUCUUCAAAGUGGGUAUAGUUCCUCUAUUAAGAGCAGUGUAUGAGUUGGUAUCCAUCACUGCUUUUCUUUGUGGGUUAAUUUCUGCAAUAAUCUAAGUUUGUUUCAGUUUAAGAAUUAAUUAUAGGUCUUCAUAUGAUAUUCGGAAUCACUUCAUUAAAUAUUGUAAUCCAAAGAGUUCUUGUGGUAGAACAAGU
Molecule: messenger RNA, 1061 nt
Organism: Macadamia integrifolia
Lineage: Eukaryota; Viridiplantae; Streptophyta; Magnoliopsida; Proteales; Proteaceae
Product: hevamine-A-like
Exons: 1
Coding region: 2-910 (302 amino acids)
Biological process (GO): carbohydrate metabolic process
Cellular component (GO): extracellular region
Molecular function (GO): chitinase activity
Source: RefSeq, a predicted model, not a curated record